Messenger RNA from Aspergillus welwitschiae, 1217 nucleotides. RefSeq lists its product as uncharacterized. The transcript has a single exon. NCBI's taxonomy places the organism in Eukaryota, Fungi, Ascomycota, Eurotiomycetes, Eurotiales, Aspergillaceae. The coding region runs from base 484 to 804 and encodes 106 amino acids. The record is from RefSeq and is a predicted model, not a curated record.
AUCAGAAGCCAACAUUAUCUACGGAGGCUUUGGCGGCAUGUGCACUGGAUGCAUCCGUCGUGGCCGCUGGAGCCUGAACUCAGCUACGGUUCAUCGCCCCGUCCAAGUUCCCUAUUCGGUUUUAUUCGCCGUCUUGCCUCGCUCCUGUUUUUCUUCUCCAACCGCACGCCCGCUGAAGAUUGUCUGGAUCGGAUACCAUUAUGGGGAAGUAUCGGAAGUUGGGAGGGACUACGUAUGUACGGCCUGAAACCUUCCCCGCCGGACCAAAUCGAAGUCGUAGAAUUUUGAUCAUUAAUGAUCAUAUUACUCGAAGUGGCAAGCCUCGUUCCUUUCUUACUUCACGGCCUUGCCUCGGGAGUAACUAUACCGUAUGCUACAGUACCACCUGAGAAACCCUCCAUGGAGACACUCCCUCCCCCCAACUUGCACUGGGCGAGCUGAACAAGCAUCUCCAAUAAAUACGAAAAAAGAAAAAAUAAGGGAAUGAUGUAUCGUUCUCUUCUGAUGGAGUCCCUUACAAUAUUCGUCUCACCAUCAGACCUUCAUCCACCCUGGGAACCACACAUCCCUAGCACGGAGUACCGUUCAUCAACAUUCGUCCUUCGUUACUUCUGUCUAGGUAGAGUUACUUCUGGCGAAAUCACCCACUUUUACUCUCUGUGGCAGCAGACUCCGCUCCAGGCAAGAAAACUGGCCGGGCCACCGACAAGUUUUACCAACCAGGUCGGUAGCGUAAAAGUACCAAAAUCUUUGCCCCUGGUUCACAGAAUAGUACGUAUUUCGAUCUCUCGCCCCUGCCACUAACAGAGGACUAUAUACCGGUCUCAGUAUGAUCUGGAUUCUCCCCUUCCCCUCCUCUACCCACUCGAUGUCAGUGCCACCGCGACUCCUGCGGCUGCUCUACAUACUCACUUGGUUUUAACCCAACCCGGAAAUACCCAUCGCAUCCAUGACUCCAUGCGAACGUUUAUCAUCAGGAUCAUUAAUUAUCACCACCCAUCAGGAGAUGACCUAAUUGAUCACACCUCUCUCCGGUGCACUAGAUGCUGCGAUCGUCGCUCCGAGAUGCUGACCGCGUCUGUGGGCACCCUCCCAUUCCUGCUCAGAUGAAUUUGACCCAGCGGUUAUCAGCUGGCUUGGAGUCAAAGUAGUUAGUCCUGGACACGCUGGCUGUUGAAUGCUUGCCGGUGCCUUGGCCCAUCCACGCUUGUUCGAUU